This is a messenger RNA of Acomys russatus (golden spiny mouse), 743 nucleotides long. RefSeq names its product myomixer, myoblast fusion factor (gene Mymx). The record is from RefSeq and is a predicted model, not a curated record. Gene Ontology annotation, cellular component: plasma membrane; Golgi membrane; endoplasmic reticulum membrane. NCBI's taxonomy places the organism in Eukaryota, Metazoa, Chordata, Mammalia, Rodentia, Muridae. The coding region runs from base 316 to 570 and encodes 84 amino acids. The transcript has a single exon. Gene Ontology annotation, biological process: skeletal muscle organ development; myoblast fusion.
GGGAGGGAGUGAUUAGAGAGGUGGGUCCUGAAAACAGUAGCAGCGCCUUUGGAGGCCAAACCGGGCAAGCCCUAGCCCCAGCUCCCGGAUGCAAGCCUCGGUUCCCAUCUGUGCUAACACUGAGUGAAUCUCCUGAGCCAGGUGUUUUGCCAGGAGAAGGCGCUGUACCAAAGUAAAGCUAAUCCAUGAGUUGAAGGCUGGGGAGCACGGAGGUAUAAGGUUAAGGGAGGACUCCUAUCCUUCUGUGGGCUUUGCCAGGUGAGACUGGAGGUACAGUCUAAAACCCGGGCUCUCUUUGCAGGUCCAGGCCCUGCCAUGCCUGUUCCGCUGCUCCCGCUGUUGCUCCGCUCGCUGUUAUCCCGCCUGCUGCUGCCUGUUGCCCGCCUGGCCCGCCAGCACCUCCUGCCCUUGCUGCGCCGUCUGGCCCGCCAACUGAGCUCCCAAGACAUGCGAGAGGCUUUGCUCGGCUGUCUGCUGUUUGUCCUCAGCCAGCAACAGUCACCGGAUGCUGGAGAGACCUCCAGAGUGGACCACUCCCAGAGGAAGGAGAGAUGGGGCCCUCAGAAAUGAGGCCGUGGGUCCUGGAAGCAGCAAUGUCCAUCAAAGUACUUUUGGAGUGGGUCAGUCCAGGCAUCUGCACUUGCCUGCAGAAGACAGAGUGGGGGCCCGAGAGCAAGAGGGUUUCUGACCAGAACAGCUCCCACUCCCCCAGGACCUAGCGGACUGCAGAAGUGCAGUGUUUG